Molecule: messenger RNA, 1884 nt
Organism: Talaromyces amestolkiae
Lineage: Eukaryota; Fungi; Ascomycota; Eurotiomycetes; Eurotiales; Trichocomaceae
Exons: 3
Coding region: 1-1884 (627 amino acids)
Biological process (GO): exocytosis
Cellular component (GO): exocyst
Molecular function (GO): phosphatidylinositol-4,5-bisphosphate binding
Source: RefSeq, a predicted model, not a curated record
AUGGUGGGCACCAAGAACACCACGUAUGCCGAGGAGAGCGCUGAGGUCGAGGUGCUCUACGCCAAUCUCGACAAACUCAAGAUAUUAACGAAAAAGAUUCAAGGGUCUCUCGAUCGGCUAGAAACCAGCGGAAAAGUGGUCAAAGAUGCAAUCGGUCCGAUUUACAGCAAUACACAGACGCUGCAAAUCACCAACAGCAACAUCGACCGCGUGAUCGAAGCAAUCGACAAGCUCCGCAAGCCACUAGAUGCAAAAGGCAAAGAGGAGGGAAUAAUACGGGCUGGUCCCCAAAGUGCAGGUUUAUCACAGUACCUUGCUGCCUUAAAACGAAUCGAUUACGCUCUACAGAAUCUAAACUCCACCAAUCUAAAGUCAAAUCAGCAAGCUAUUACAGAAUUUACAUCACUGCUCAGCUUUGGCAGCCAGAAAUUACAGGAUCUAUUUCGGUCAAUGCUCAAGCAAAACAUCGAAACAAUCGAGCCAUUACACUAUCUUACGAAGCAGCUACCCUUUCCUUCGAUACCCGAAGAAACCAUUGCCGAACUCGCGCCAAUUGCGAAUGCCAUUACCUCCGCCGCUGCUCAAUUACCACAACGCGGUCCAGAAGAUCCCGCUGUAGCUAUCUACGCCGAAACACGCGGGCCAUACAUCACAUCCAGCUUGCAGAAUCUUGCAAUGGCGUCGAUCAGCACAGCGAAACGCCGCGCUGGGGAUGGACCGUAUAAGCAAGGCACAAAUGGAAUUGGAGUUUAUUCAAGUGCACUAGAGGGUUUUAUUGUAGUCGAGCACGACGCCAUCGUGCAGAUAUAUACAGGUGAAAACCAAGGACGAGCAUUACAGGCUACGUGUCGGUCAGCCUUGGCCGAAUUCUCAAAAACACUGCGAGAGCUCAAUCAGUAUAUCAAGGCCAAUCUGAUGACGGACUGCUUCCUUGCGUUUGAGAUUAUCGAGAUUGUGACUGCAAUGUCAUAUAGAAUUGACGCCAAAACCGGCGAACUCAAGAGUUUGUUCAUCGAAGCUCUACGGCCGAUCCGCGAAACAGCAAAAUCGUCAUUAUCAGAGCUUCUGGAAGAAACUAGAAAGAAGGCAGCCGCAUAUACAGUUCUACCACCGGAUGGCGGGACCGUUCCGUUGGUGAAUGAGGUGAUGAGUUCUUUGACAACAUUGACGGGCUAUUCUGGACCUUUGGCUUCUAUUCUUACGUCCUUGGGCGACGGGAAUUGGCGAAAUAAGUCUCAAUCUGCCAGCACGACUCCAUUGGAUGUCAGCCCAGACAGCCAGACAUUAUUUUCACACUUUAUUCUUGACAUGGUUGAGGCACUUAUGAACUCCUUGGAAGCUCGUGGCCGGGCGACUUACCGUUCAAAAGCAGUUUUGGGAGUGUUUAUUUCGAAUACCUUUUGUGUUGUCGACCGAUCUAUACGCUCUAGUUCAGACCUUUCGAGAUAUCUCGCAAGUCCUGACAGCAUUGCCCGGAUUGACGCUUUCCGCAAACGCGGUACAUCGGCGUAUCUCGAAGCCUGGCGCGAGACGAACCAAUAUCUCCUCGAUGUGCAGUAUACUUCUCGAGGAGGGCCUCGGCCGUCAUCUACCCAACAGACAGACUCUGCGCAAGUCGUCAAGUCUCUGUCUUCCAAAGACAAAGACGCAAUCAAGGAGAAGUUCAAGUCAUUCAAUGCCACUUUUGACAGCUUGGUUACCCAACACCGACAGCUUCAUAUGGAGCGUGAAGUACGCGGAGCGCUUGGGCGCGAGGUGCAGGGAGUAUUGGAGCCGCUGUAUGGACGUUUCCAUGACCGGUACCAUGAGAUUGACAAGGGACGAGGGAAAUAUGUGAAAUACGACAAGGCGGCAUUCUCAGCGCAGCUUGCUGCGUUGUGCUAG